AUGGAGAGGUAGAGGGCAGAGGAAAAGGAGGAGAGCAGGCGAGGCCUAGCGAAGCACAUAUUACAGAGGGAUUUCUACUAAUGAGAAUGGAGAUAAAGGGGUGCAUCUGACAAGAUCUAGAUGACCACCUGGAACUUCAGUUCUCACCAAAGUAUUGAAUCUCAGCCUUACUGAGAAGAAGCCAGUCAUAUUAUCCUCAAAUUUUAACCCAGGAUGACUUCUCCUACUAAAGAAGGAAGUGAUCCAGCUGACAAUAUUCUCAAAAAUUCUGAAAAUGAGGCUCCAAAUGACUGUAAUACAGACAUAGAGCCUCUAUCUGCAGAUACCAAUAUUAUCUCUCAGGUGGAAAACAACCCAAUAAAUAGGGAACCAGACACAACCACCUCCCAGGAGGAUGUUCCUCAAGCAGCAGAAAGCAGUGAGCUUGAAACAGAGAAGAUUCAAAAAGACACUGAAAAAGAAAAUAUAAAAGAAGAAGAGUCUUUUCUAAUUCAGAUCCCCAUUCCUAGAAAAUGGAUCUUUCUUAUGUCAGGAUCAGAUAGAAUUAACUACAUGAGUAUUCCACUAGUAAAAAUUAAUAAAAACAGUCCCUUAACUGAAAGAUCAAGAUUCUACUCAGGGAAAGUGGAGAUGAAAGCAAGUGAUUUCCCUCAUAGCACCAUAAAUUACAAAAUUCCUCUCCAACUUUCAAUUUCAUGGAGAAUCCCAUUUAUUAACAAUCAUGAGAUAAGAAGAAUGAUUCUCCGUCUGCUCUGUGGGAGACAGUUCUCUCAGUCUACAGGUCGCCCAAAUACCACAUGGGUAAAGCAAAAAUAUAUAGCAUUUCUUCCUCGCCCAAAUAUCCUCAUCCAUGAUGAGAGAGCAAUAAUAUUUGGAAGGCCUUUGAGGGUGUACUACUACCGUCCCCUAAUUGAGAGAAUGACAUCAGGAAAAUUUUACAAAUCAACUGACACUAAGGGGAAGGAUGGAUUUUACAUUUUUGUGAGGCCCGUGUUCUAUAUCCAACGGACCCAAAUUCAAAACACAUUUACUGGAAAAGCUUUUGAGAAUCAUUUGAGAUCUCACCAUGAGAUGAGGGUUGUGAUCAUAAGUACCAACAAUGGUUGGAAAUACCUGUGUCCCAUAUGUGGGUGUAGUUUCAACAAUUUGGUUGAAUUUAGGCAGCAUUCCUGCAGCUUUCCUGGGAAUUAAAUUAAAUUGGGGUGAAUUCAUUUUAAAAUGUAACUUCUAAAAAUUCAUAAUUUGACUACCAAAGUGAUAAAAAAUUGCAUGAACAUAAAUUUUAUUAGUAUUAGAUGAAGUUGCAGAAAUAAAAUAUUUCCCUAUUUUAAAUUUUAUAUGCUAUUUGAAUUUUUAUCUCAUUUUCUUUUGAUUAUAAAAUAUAGUUUUGCAAAAAUAUAAGUCAUCAAGUAGAAAUUCACAAAUUAAUAGAAUUUCUCAGUAAGAAACAUCUUUGGGGAGAAAGGAAACUUGUGUAUUUUUACAAACAGAUCAAAAUAUUCAGUCCUUGAUAUAUAUUAAGUCAGCAAUUGAACCAUGAAAAUGUUUGUACUUCCUUAACAUCUAUUUCUGCAGAUAGGAAUAUUGUUAACAACAGAUUCCAAGUUAACAGAAUCCUGAUAAAGAUAGCAAACAUAUAUUGGAGGGCUAGACAAAGUCCUACCAAGUGUUUCCAGAGAUUCUGUGAAAUUUAAUAUCUGAAAUGUUCA
This is a messenger RNA of Microcebus murinus (gray mouse lemur), 1709 nucleotides long. It is a transcript of the gene CPXCR1, whose product is annotated as CPX chromosome region candidate 1. The record is from RefSeq and is a predicted model, not a curated record. Lineage: Eukaryota; Metazoa; Chordata; Mammalia; Primates; Cheirogaleidae.